Pocillopora meandrina is the source of this 561-nucleotide messenger RNA. Lineage: Eukaryota; Metazoa; Cnidaria; Anthozoa; Scleractinia; Pocilloporidae. The record is from the annotation of a GenBank genome assembly.
AUGCAGGAUGCAUUAUGUUAUUCAACAACAAAGCGAGCCAUUCUUGCUGAAAAAGAAGCCUCUCGAACCCCAAUUAAAAUUGCUCGCUUUACAAGAACUGCAGAUCACACAAAACUUGUGGUCAACGAUAUUACUCACGUGACAGCACCAAACAGCUUGGAAUGUCCAUUUCAGUUCUGUCAAAACCUGGACAACCAAGCUACCACAACCUUGGAAAAGCUUGAUGAAGCACCAGAAGACAAACUGGAAAUCUUUUGCAAAGUCCUCAAACUUAGUGAAACAAAAGUUGUUGGGCGAGCCAAAUACAAUGUCGCCAACGCAACAAUAGCUGAUAACACAGGGCAAAUUACCUUAGAUGUGUGGAAUAACCUCAUUCCACAGAUUCAAGAAAAUAAAGUGUACAAAUUCACAAACCUCAGUGUGCGCUUUUGGAAUGGGGUACGAAAGUUGAAAACCACAACUAACAGUGUCGUCUUGGAAACACCAAAUCCACUACUGGAGGGUUUAGAAGUAGAAGACACCUCAAGCCCAUACCAAGAGACAACUAUACUACUUUCCUGA